GCUGCUGCCCAGUCCUGGACCCGGAGGCAGAGCACAGCAUGGACGUCAUCCUGGUGGGAUCCAGCGAGCUGUCAUCCCCACGGCCAGCCAAGCCCCGCAGAGAUCUUAUUGCACAUGAAGUCAAGGUUAACCAGCGAGACAUUGAAGACCUGUGCAUCUGCUGCGGAAGUUUCCAGGUGCACACUCGGCACCCUCUGUUUGAGGGAGGGAUGUGCGCUCCGUGCAAGGACAAGUUCCUGGAGUGCCUCUUCCUGUACGACGACGAUGGGUACCAGUCCUACUGCUCCAUCUGCUGCGCUGGAGAGACGCUGCUCAUCUGUGAAAACCCAGACUGCACCCGAUGCUACUGUUUCGAGUGUGUCGACACCCUGGUCAGCCCCGGGACCUCGGGGAGAGUUCACACCAUGAGUAACUGGGUCUGCUUCCUGUGCCUGCCCUUCCCCCGCAGCGGGCUGCUGCAGAGGAGGAGGAAGUGGCGGGCUGGGCUGAAGGCUUUCUACGACCGGGAGGCGGAGAGUCCCCUUGAGAUGUACAAAACUGUGCCUGUGUGGAAGAGAGAGCCCGUCCGCGUGCUGUCCCUUUUUGGGGAUAUCAAGAAAGCAGAGCUGAUGAGUUUGGGCUUCUUGGAAAACGGUUCUGAGGCGGGAACGCGGAGGCACUUGGACGAUGUCACCAACGUGGUGAGAAGGGAGGUGGAAGACUGGGGCCCCUUUGACCUGGUCUAUGGCUCUACACCCCCGCUCGGCCGUGCCUUCGACCGCCCCCCAGGGUGGUACCUGUUCCAGUUCCACCGCAUCCUGCAGUACGCGAGGCCCCGGCCGGGCAGCCAGCAGCCUUUCUUCUGGAUGUUUGUGGACAAUCUCGUGCUAUCUGAGGACGACCGGGCUGUGGCCACUCGAUUCCUGGAGGCAGAACAGAGAGCUUGCCCUGUGCCUGCUCCUGCCUUGCUGCUGAGCCGCAUCCCUGCUGCUGGCCAGGAACCGUGGAGACGUGCCCAGCACAGGGACCUCUCUGGUCGGUGCCCGAUGGUGCGUCCAGACCAACCCCGUGACCGUCCAGGACGCCCAUGGCAGGACCGUCCGGAAUGCCGUGCACGUGUGGAGCAACAUCCCGGCCGUGCGGAGGACACUUGUCCUCUCUCCUGUCUCUGCGCCCCCCACCCCCAGCCCUUGAGGAGCCAGCCUUCCCUUCCCCGAACCCCUCGAGGCUGACCUUGCCCUUGUAUUGAACCGACAUUGACUGCAUCUGCCUGGACAGUGGGUCACGUGUCCUCCUCCUGACAGUGAGUUUCUGGAAACGUCCUUUCACCACGUCCCAGGGCCAGCAUCCUCAGCUCACGCCAUGGCUCCUGCCAGUCCCCCACCCGGGACUGUGGCGGGGGAGGGGGGGCAGGCGGAGCAGGUUUCCAAACUGCUAUCUUUUCAGAAGCCUUGAGAGUCACCCGUCCUCUCUGUGGAAUCUCCCCCCACCCCCCUCCACCGCUUCUGGAGGGAGCAGUGGGCUGGGAGUUGGGCCCGGUGCUCCCCUUCAGGCUCAGGAGGGAGGAGGGAGGGGAGACCAAGAUCCCCGGAAGAAGGGACCACUUUGCUGAGAUGAUGGCAGUGCCUCUGGGCAGCUCUGGCCUCCCUUGGGCUGUGGAGGUGCCCGGAGAAGUGGGCAAGGGGCACAUCGGGAGGCCCACUGCUCGUUUCUUGCACCUCAGUAGUGGCCUUCGCCCCCAAAAUAAACCGAGAAAUGUCCCCCGACUCCAGCGAGGUGCCAGGCGCCACGUCUGGCAGCCUUGAAUCCUGAGGCUCAGGCAGCUGUGCUCACCUUGGGGACAGCUGGAUCCAGCAGGAGCCUCAGGCAACACGCUCAACCAGCCUUGCCCACAAGUCCUGCCCUCCUUCCUCUGCGGGUUUGCUCCGUGGUGGCCUCUGCACCCUGAGAGCAGGGCCACUGAGCUGGGCCAGUGGUCUGUCCUCAGGGUCUGUGCUCUGUGCCUGCCCGCACCCCUCCCCCCCGCCCGCCACGGACAGGCUCCUCCAUCGUCCCUACUGCCCAGGAUGUGCCUGUUAUUCCACUACUGGGCAAAAUCCCAGAAGAUGCAGGGGGUCUUCUCUGGGUGUUUAUCUCAGAGACUUGGGUAAUCCAGGGAGACUUCACCUGCCAGCUCCCCACGUGCCCACCCUGGCACCGUCCCUGGACCCUCCGGGAGCCCUGGGGAGGGUACCAAGCCCCUUCUCUCCUCCACAGCAGACAUUCGGCAGUGGUUUCCCAGGAGGAAUUAUCUUUGCUGGCUCAGGACAGGCAGCCCCCCACCCA
Phacochoerus africanus (Common warthog) is the source of this 2304-nucleotide messenger RNA. RefSeq names its product DNA methyltransferase 3 like (gene DNMT3L). Lineage: Eukaryota; Metazoa; Chordata; Mammalia; Artiodactyla; Suidae. The coding region runs from base 39 to 1211 and encodes 390 amino acids. The record is from RefSeq and is a predicted model, not a curated record. Gene Ontology annotation, molecular function: DNA binding; DNA (cytosine-5-)-methyltransferase activity, acting on CpG substrates; enzyme activator activity. The transcript is spliced from 12 exons. Gene Ontology annotation, biological process: negative regulation of transcription by RNA polymerase II. Gene Ontology annotation, cellular component: nucleus.